GGAAGGGCCUCAGCGCUGGCGGCGUAGGGGUCACGGGUUCGAGUCCGGGUACCGGCGGCGGUGGGGCGGCUAUGGCGCGGCGGGCCGUGUUGUUCGACCUUGGCGGCGUGCUCUUUCGGCCCGGCCUGCAGCAAUUCCUGGGCUCCUGCGAGCGGGACUGCGCUCUGCCCAGGAAUUUCUUGCAAAACGUCAUGUUUGCCGGCGGAUCCGACAGUCCUUAUGCCAAAGCCAUGAGGGGACAGAUCACCCUGUCCCAGCUCUUUUCGGAGAUGGAAGAGGGCUGCAGGCAGCACGCCUCCGCCUCGGGCAUCGUCCUGCCGCCCACCUUCUCCGUCACCCGAGCCUUCGAGGAGAUGGCAGCCGAGGGGACGGUCAAUGCCCCCCUUCUGCGGGCAGCGAGGGUGCUGCGCAGGAACGGAUUUAAGACCUGUGUCCUCACCAACAACUGGGUGGAUGACAGCGCGGGGCGGCUCUUCACGGCCACGCUGAUGAACCUGCUGCACCGUCACUUCGACCUGGUGAUCGAGUCCUGCCGGCUCGGAGCGCGGAAGCCAGAUCCCCAGAUCUACACCUACGCCCUGGAUGCGCUGCGGGCAAAACCGCAGGAGGUCAUCCUCCUGGACGACAUCGGGGAGAACUUGAAGCCGGCCCGGGAGAUGGGCAUGGCCACCGUCCUCGUCAGGGACACCGAAACCGUCCUGAAGGAGCUAGAGGAGCUCUCGGGUCUCCAGCUUCUCACCCAAGAAGAGCCGCUGCCAACUGCGUGUGAUCCAUCCGAUGUGACCCACGGAUACGUGCCCAUCCGGCCCGGCGUCCAGCUGCACUUUGUGGAAAUGGGGCACGGCCCCAUCGUCUGCCUCUGCCACGGCUUCCCCGAGUCCUGGCUCUCCUGGCGCUACCAGAUCCCAGCUUUGGCUGAUGCCGGCUUCAGGGUGAUCGCUCUGGAGAUGAAGGGCUACGGGGAGUCCACGGCCCCGCCGGACAUAAAAGAAUAUUCCCAGGAGCAGAUAUGCAAGGACCUGGCGGUUUUCCUGGACAAACUGGGCAUCCCACAGACCGUGCUGGUCGGCCACGACUGGGGCGGUGCUGUGGUCUGGAACAUGGCUCUCUUCUACCCCGAGAGGGUGAGAGCCGUCGCCUCGCUGAACACCCCGUACCGACCCGCCGACCCCGCUGUGGACAUCGUGGAGAAGAUGAAAACCUACCCCACCUUUGAUUACCAGUUCUAUUUCCAGGAGCCGGGUGUCGCAGAGGCAGAGCUCGAGAAGGACAUCAGCCGGACCCUGAAGGUCCUGAUCCGCUCCACGCGCCAGGAGGACCGCCUGCCCUUCGCGCUCAACUUCCACAGGGUCCAGGAGCGAGGGGGGCUGCUGGUGGGCUUCCCAGAAAACCCCCCCGCCAGCAAGAUCCUGGCCGGCCCCGAGCUGCAAUACUACAUCCAGCGCUUCGAGAAAUCCGGCUUCAGUGGCCCCCUGAACUGGUACCGCAACAUGCGACCCAACUGGCGCUGGGCUCUCUCUGCCAAGGACAGGAAGAUCACAAUGCCAGCCCUGAUGGUCACAGCCGGGAAGGAUGUGGUGCUCCAUCCCAGCAUGAGCAAGGGCAUGGAGGAGUGGAUCCCGCAGCUGCGCCGGGAGCACAUCGAGGAGUGCGGGCACUGGACGCAGAUGGAGAGGCCGGCGGUGCUGAACAGGAUCCUGGUGGAGUGGCUGGAGGGGCUCCCCCCCGACACCCCCUUGCCCAAGAUCUCCAGGCUGUGAGCGGGGGGCCCUACCCCGUGCCUUCCCCCCUUCCUGGGAUGAUUGUGCCUUUAGGGUUUGAUUGUUUGAUUUUUUUUUUUUUUUUUUUUUAACUUUUAGGGUUGGAUUUUUACCUUUAGGGCUCGAUUUGUAUUUUGGGGGGGUUGAUGGGUGGAAGCGAUGGGUGAGCCGGGGCUGGGAGGAGGGUAGCACAAAGCAUCGCCCCUACUUUGUGCAGCUAAAAGGUCCCAGUGAGCUCUCGUGGGGGUCCUGGCGUGCUGGGAGAUGGUUUGGGGUUGGACCCAUCCUCGUGCCAUGGCAGGGGCUGCAUCGGGGCUGCCCUAUCCCCCCGACCCCAUCCCAGGGGCUUCCCUCGCUUGGGGGGUUUGUGUCCCGGGUUGUGGCCACUCGUGCCGCGUGGUUGGUUUUGGCGUGGAGGUUUUAAUGCACUAAUAACGAAUGCUGCCUGAGAAAUCACCUUCUGCUUUGUAACGUUGAGAAAUAAAGCACAAAGUCACCCGA
Messenger RNA from Harpia harpyja (harpy eagle), 2261 nucleotides. RefSeq names its product epoxide hydrolase 2 (gene EPHX2). Gene Ontology annotation, molecular function: lipid phosphatase activity; magnesium ion binding. The record is from RefSeq and is a predicted model, not a curated record. Gene Ontology annotation, biological process: phospholipid dephosphorylation; cholesterol homeostasis. Gene Ontology annotation, cellular component: peroxisome. NCBI's taxonomy places the organism in Eukaryota, Metazoa, Chordata, Aves, Accipitriformes, Accipitridae.